Messenger RNA from Doryrhamphus excisus (bluestripe pipefish), 4385 nucleotides. RefSeq names its product insulin-like growth factor 1 (gene igf1). Lineage: Eukaryota; Metazoa; Chordata; Actinopteri; Syngnathiformes; Syngnathidae. Gene Ontology annotation, cellular component: extracellular region. Gene Ontology annotation, molecular function: hormone activity; insulin-like growth factor receptor binding; growth factor activity. The record is from RefSeq and is a predicted model, not a curated record. Gene Ontology annotation, biological process: positive regulation of phosphatidylinositol 3-kinase/protein kinase B signal transduction; regulation of protein phosphorylation; insulin-like growth factor receptor signaling pathway.
GAAUAAGUUAGGACGAGUAGGAGGCAAAUGCUGGCCCAGCUGUUUCCUGUUGAAAAUGUCUGUGUGUGUAAUGUAGAUAAAUGUCAGGGAUUUUCUCUCUAAAUCCGUCUCCUGUUCGCUAAAUCUCACUUCUCCAAAACGAGCGUGCGCAAUGGAACAAAGUGGGAAUAUUGCGAUGUGACAUUGGCCGCAUGUCGUCCGCGUUUUCUCUCCCGGUUCCUUUUUUUUCUUCUUUUCUUUUCUUUUUUUAAUGACUUGAAACAAGUUGACUUUUCGCCGGGUUUUUGGUUCUUGUGGAGACCCGCGGGGAUGUCCUACGCUCUUUCCUUCCAUUGGCAUUUAUGGGACGUCCUCAAGAGUGCGAUGUGCUGGAUCUCCUGUAGCCACACCCUCUCACUACUGCUGUGCGUCCUCAGCCUGACUCCAGCGGCUGCAGGGGCGAGGCCAGAGACGCUGUGCGGGGCGGAGCUUGUCGACACGCUGCAGUUCGUGUGUGGAGAGAGGGGCUUUUAUUUCAGUAAACCGACAGGCUACGGCCCCAACGCCCGGCGGUCGCGGGGCAUCGUGGACGAGUGCUGCUUCCAGAGCUGCGAGCUGCGGCGCCUGGAAAUGUACUGCGCGCCCGCCAAGACCAGCAAGGCGGCUCGCUCGGUGCGUGCCCAGCGCCACACGGACGCGCCCAGGGCCACCAAGGUCAGCAAGGCUGACAAGGGCUCGGAGCGCCGGGCGGCGUCGCAGACGGACAAGACAAAAAACAAGAAGAGACCUUCACCUGGACAUAGUCACUCAGCCUUUAAGGAGGUGCAUCCCAAAAACUCGAGUCGAGGCAACGCCGGGGGCCGGAGUUACAGAAUGUAGGGGGAUGGCGGAGCAUGGCCGCCUGCCCGGCAGUGUGGGAAGGGAAGGAGGGAGUGGCCUUACCUGGUGCCCCUGGUUCACUGUAAAAACAAACGAAGACGACGGUAACGAGGGCGUGAAAAACGACUGAAACCCGAAAGUGAAGCGGCGUUCCUUGGAGGGGGGGAGGGGUGGUUAUUGUGAUUUAUUUUCGACACUGCACCGUUGUAUUUGUUAUUAAUGCCAUGUAACAAACAAAUAGUUUAGCUGCUAGGACGCGGACAUGACCAAGUUCCAAUCCUUCCAUUUACCCAUCAUGCAUUGCAUGGCCAGUUAGUACAUCUCAAAGCGUGUCAGGACCCUUGUGGCUAAUUGGAGUCGGUGGACGCCGAGCCAAACCCCCACCGAGCCUCAGGAAGUGUCGAGGUCCAGUCUGCAGUCCAAAGCCACCCAUUAUGACGCACCAUUAUAGGAGAUUUACAGCCUCCCCGACCACUUUGAAAAAAAAAAUGCAAACAGGGGAGCCAAACUCAAUUCAGCAUUUCUCCUGCUGCCUGUCAGAAAUGAGUCGCCUGUGGAUUCAAAGUGCAUUUGCCGUCGGCGAGUGGAAGAGUUUGCAGCGUCAACGCCGAGGCCACUUUUGAUGUAGGACCUCAAGACACAGUGCGGGGGCGCGUUUAAGGCGGUUGCGUGCACAUUAGGCAUGAUUUAUUCGAGAACAAACUCCACCCGAAUGAUGUUUCUGUCCCCGCCUCCUCUGCUCGCGUAUAAUCCGAAACACUUAUGUUAAUCUCUGCAUUACUAUCGCUCAUAUAGGAAUACGUGUCCACUGUGUUAUGGUGCUACUUGGAUGACGGACAGACACUACGUCUUCUUCUUCCCCUUUUGCACUGCCUCCAGGCCACCGCUGUAAUUGUUGUCUUUUCAGAAGUCAUUGUGCGACCAAAAUGUAUCUGUGUGUGCAAUCUUUGAACGCAUGGACAAAACCAAUAGCGUGCUGUGGUCCCUUGAAGGCAGAAUGAUAUUUUUUCUACUGUUUUUUUGUUGUUGUUGUUGUUUUUCUCAAGCCCUGAAUGCCAAAAAGAAAAGACUGAAUAGCUCAGCAAAAGUACUUUUAAACUGUGAACCCCCCCUUCCGCCCCGCUAACGGUAUGGAGAUUAACAGAAAAUGAAAAUGGAGCAGAACCUCGGUUAGCGUCCUCUCUGAUUAGCGGGAUUUUGUUGAAAAUUCACACCAAAAUUUUGGGCGGGGGAAUUUUGUCCAUCAUCAACAAAAUCAAUCCUGAGUGAAACAUGAACACAUUUUUUGGCCUUUUCUGUGCGUUCGAAAAAGAAAUCACGCAACCCCACUGAAUCUGUUCCGGAAUGCCAAAAAUGUUAACAGAAACCACCGGUGACACAGCUGACUUCCUGUUCCAGGCUGCCAUUUUGUCAGCAAGCUAAGAUUUUGCUAGCUAUGCUAACAGGAGACUGUGUGACACAAAUGCAGUUGGAAUUUUGCCCAUCAUCCACAAUCUGUAUGUGAAAAAUGAACACACAUAUUUCCCCUUUUUUUUUCUUUUGUAUGUUCUAACAAGUGGAAACAAGUUAGCAUGAGCCAGCUAACAUUGCACGUCAUGGGAGGCACCGAUUUCGGCUAUAAAGCUUUGUGUUAGCGGAUUAAAAUCAUGUCAAAUACUGUACUUGGUUAAUAUACUGGUCAGUUAUGUAAACAUAACACUGUUGGUGUUUUUUUAUGGUUUAGGGGUUUAUUGUCAAAAUAGGUUCCCUCCCAUGAAAUGCAACAUAACUUGUUUUCUCUUGUUAGAAUGCACAGAAAAGGGAAAGAAAUGCAGAAUGUGUUCAUGCUUCACAUAAGGAUGAAGGGCUAAAUUCCAACUGAGUGUAAUUUUCUUUAAUGUAUUUCUAGCACCUCCUGUUAGCUUGCUAACAAAACUGACAACUCAAAACCGGAAGUACCCUGUGGUUUGUGUUGACAUUUUUGGCUUUUUUUCUUUAUAGGAAAAAAUUAAUUUGGUUGGCAUCUGUUUCAAGUUACAAAGGAAAUAAUGAUGCUAACCAAGGUUCCACUAUAUUUGUUUGUCUUGAGACGCACUUGGAAUACUGUAUAGUGAGACUGCAGAACAUUUGGCCAUUUUUCAAUGCUGAACGUGGCGGAAGAUGGCAAAUAUAAAAAUCCCAAAUACCUUUUGUCACCAUUUUUGCCAUACACUCUCUGUGAAAUGCCAAAGGUGUAAUAUUCCUCCCUCAUUCACACAGUAAUGCGCAUUAGCCAAACCAAUAGCCAGUGGCUAAAUGGUUGGAUUGGCUCAGCUCUAAGCAACAAGUAAAAGCUGAUUAGAAUCUGUCUCUGUCCCUGCCAUUUAAAAAAAAGUUUGUUGAAUGUGUUCAUUGGUGAGCUUACAGCUCGCGUCGUAGCCUUUGUGCUGGACUAUGCUAACCGUCCACUGGCUUCACUAAAGGUGACACGGUCUCCCUUUAGGUACACACUAACCCAUCAAAUCCUGUACCUUAGUUAGCAGAUCUUUGGAUGAAUUGUCAGUUGUAAGUAUUUUAAACACCUUUAGUCAAACGCAGUACAAGCCAAAGAUUUUUUGUAGUAUAAUUCAAAGUAUACAAGUAGAAUUUGGACAUCCUCUCAUUGGAAAUGAUAAAUCAGAGAGAAGUUCUCUGAAGUCGGGCAUGAUGACAAUGACCACAACGACGACGGCGCUGUUAUUCACGGUGCUCGGUUGCCUUCUGUAGAAAUAAAUAAAAAAGAUGAAAAAUACUGACAAAUUGUUCACCAUUCCUGCUGAAUAAACCACUUGUCAACAUCACAGACGUGUGUGUGUGGUGCAUUCUUUCCGCCUGUGGUGCUUUGAGGGAUCAAGUGUUUUCGUCCACAAUAAGCGUGACCUUAGACGGAGACACGUCUUGACACAGUGUCGUUGAGCAGCCCUGCAGACGACAGUCUGUAACCUGAGGCGGGGCUUUAAAGUUAGCGAUACUUCCCAAGAGGUGGCGGCGAGGGCCAAAGCAAACAGAUUGGGGUGUGGUUCAAACUGGUACAAACUCAAAUUUCCCUCGAUGGACAAUGUUAGGCAGGGAUGGACGAAGGGGAAGAGACGGGUUGAGAGGUAGAAAGAUAGAGUAGGUUAAGGGCAUGUGAGAAGGGAAAGAAAAAGAUGGGUUGAAAUAGGGUGGUUAUGAAGACAUCUAAGUAGGGAAAGAUAAAAGGAAGGGCUGGAUUGAUAGGUAGGAAGAUAGUGUAGGUAUGAAGACAACAAGGUAGGGAAACUGAGGGAAGGGAUGGGUAGAUCAGGGUUAAAAGAUGGGGUCCUUAGUGUUCGGAAGAAACCAAUUUACCAUGGACAAACGGUAGGUUAGGUCUGGUUAGAAAGACACAGGGCUUGAAUGGACAGGUAGGGAUAGAAAGGUGGCCAGAUAGAUAGUUAUGUAUAUGGAUGGAUGGAUGGGCAGAUGGGUCAGUAAAGAAGAAUUGGAUUGGUAUGGAUCGGUAGGAAUAGACAGCCACUUAGUGUAGAAAAAGGGAUAGAUAGGUCAGG